Pseudopodoces humilis (Tibetan ground-tit) is the source of this 2717-nucleotide messenger RNA. RefSeq names its product ectonucleoside triphosphate diphosphohydrolase 2 (gene ENTPD2). Gene Ontology annotation, cellular component: plasma membrane. Lineage: Eukaryota; Metazoa; Chordata; Aves; Passeriformes; Paridae. Gene Ontology annotation, molecular function: ribonucleoside triphosphate phosphatase activity; GDP phosphatase activity; UDP phosphatase activity. Gene Ontology annotation, biological process: nucleoside diphosphate catabolic process. The record is from RefSeq and is a predicted model, not a curated record.
AGCUGAUUCUGGGGCCGGGGCGGUGCCUGAGGGGCCGGGCUGGGGCUGAUCCCGGGCAAAAGAACCGUGCCUGGGGGAGGCAGAUCGGUCUGGUCCCGGGGCAGGAAGAUCUGAGUCCGUGUCGGGGGCAGCCCCAGGACUCACAGGCCGGGACCGCCCGGCGCAGUGCCACGGAGCCCGGUGUCCCGCCCGGGUGGGCCGGGGCGACGGUGACUCAGCCGGGAGAGGCGGGCGAGGAGGAGGCGGGGUUGGAGGAGCGGCAGGAGCCGCCGCCGCUGCCGAGCCGCUCACCUGCCCGGCUCCGCCAUGGCCCGCCGUCUGGCCGCCCUGCUUCUGCUCCUGGCCCUCGGCUGCUUACUGGGCAUCCUCCUCCUCCUCCUCGGCUCCAGGGACACACGGGGCCCGCCGGGCUUCAAGUACGGCAUCGUGCUGGACGCUGGGUCCUCCCACACCGCUAUGUUCAUCUACAAGUGGCCUGCAGACAAGGAGAAUGACACCGGGGUGGUCAGCGAGCACAGCAUGUGUGAUGUGGAGGGUCCUGGCAUCUCCAGCUACAGCUCAAACCCUCUGGCGGCCGGGACAAGCCUGGAGCACUGCCUGAACCUGGCCCUGAAAGAUGUGCCCAAGGAGAAGCACGCUGGCACCCCGCUUUACCUGGGUGCCACGGCUGGCAUGCGCCUGCUCAACAUUGCAGACCCACAGGUGUCAGACGCUGUCCUCAGAGCUGUAGCAGCCACGCUGAAGACGUACCCCUUUGAUUUCCGGGGAGCAAAGAUCCUGUCAGGGGAAGAGGAAGGGGUCUUUGGCUGGGUCACUGCAAACUAUCUCCUGGAGAACUUCAUCAAGCGUGGAUGGCUUGGAGAAUGGAUCCAGCCUCAGAAGAAGACCCUGGGGGCCAUGGACUUUGGGGGCGCUUCCACACAGAUCACUUUUGAAACCAGGGACACAAUUGAAAACCCCAGAAAUGAGGUGAUGCUGAAGCUGUAUGGCCAGGCAUACAAAGUGUACACACACAGCUUUCUCUGCUAUGGGAGGGACCAGGUCCUCAAGAGGCUCCUCUCUAAGCUCCUCCAGGCUGAGAGCUACCAGGAAAUUGUCUUCUAUCCCUGCUGGCCUAUGGGCUACAACAAGAGCCUAUUGCUGAGCAGCAUCUAUGACAGCCCCUGCACGGAGAAGGAGAGGCCAAGCCUUGCCCUCAACACCACUGUUACCUUGGUCGGCACCGGGAAUGGGAACCUCUGUUCUCUGCAUGUCAGCAAGCUCUUUGACUUCACCAACUGCUCUUUUUCCCGCUGCUCCUUUGAUGGUGUUUUCCAGCCGAAGGUUUCAGGAGACUUCAUUGCCUUCUCUGCCUUCUUCUACACGGUGGACUUCAUCCAGACCGUGAUGAGAAGACCCGUGCACCUGCCCAGCGAUCUGAAGGAUGCUGCAGAGACCAUCUGUGCCACCAGCUGGAGUGAGCUGCUCCAGAAAGCCCCCAAGCUGGAGAAGAGGCUGCCAGAUUACUGCGCUGUCAGCGCAUUUGUGUAUUUGCUCACCACCAAAGGCUACAGCUUCAACAACCACUCCUUCACCAACAUUGCCUUCCAGAAGAAGGCAGGAGAAACCUCCAUUGGCUGGGCCCUGGGCUACAUGCUGAACCUCACCAACAUGAUCCCGGCAGAAAAGCCCUCCUCCCACAAAAGCAUGUUGUACAACUACUGGGUCAUCCUCAUCCUGCUCUUUGUGGUCACCACCCUGACAUCCCUGGUGACUGCCAUCUGCCUGCUCCGGCACAGCAAGUCCAGCAUAAUCUGAUGGCAGGGACAGGGUGGGCCAUAGCUGCAGGACCAGCACCAUCCUACCUGCUGGAGGCUCCACAGUCUGAAUGCUUGGUAUGUGGCAAGUGCUCAAUGUCCUCCUCCAAGGCCUGACACCAUCCCAGAAGGAAAGCUGUCCCCUUUUGCCCUCCCCUUGCCCUCAAGCUGCAGGAAAUGAAGGACAGGAGAGGAUCAUUGGCCCUGUGGGAGAAGGGUUUUUCCCAGCACUACUCAGGGAUGGACCCUGGAGCAGGCUUGGGAAUGGGACAUUCAGAGCUAGGACAUCUUUUUGCCACCAGAGCUGAGCUGAACUGGGCCAAUGAGCCCAAGCAACAACAGGAUUCAUUCUCAUGUGUAUGUGUAUGAAUGGGGAAUAUUACUUACACUAGUCCUUAUAGCCGACAUCACUAGCCUGUCCCCAGAGCAUCAGCCCUGUCUCCUGGGGAGCUCUGGGCAUCACCUGAAGCCCAUGGUGUCUUUCUGGCUGACACACAAACCCCACUGACCUUCCCAAAGGCAAGGUCUUGGCCUUGACCAUUUGCCUCAGCUUUGGGUAAGGACUUGGCAACGACCAGACGUGGGAAGAUGGCAGCUUCCAGGUCCCACUUCAACAACCAGACAUGGUGCCUUCACUAUCCCCAUGGUUCCUAUGCCAGACUUGCCUCUGCCACAGCCAGAGACUCCUGCACACCCCAGUUCCUGCAGCUCUGUGGUGCAUGGCUAUGCUGGCACAGAGCUGAUGGGCUCCCACAAUGUGGGGCUUUGCUCUGCACUGGGAUUUGAGCCUGGCAUCACCCCACACCAGGCAGCUAGGAGGAUGCACCUUCAUUUCCAAUUGAGUAACAGGGAUGUACAAACAUGAAGGUUUGGUUUUGUUUGAGUUUUUUUAAUAAUCUGAAAUAAACCUUUGUAACCACU